Messenger RNA from Kazachstania africana CBS 2517, 708 nucleotides. It is a transcript of the gene FMP10, whose product is annotated as Fmp10p. The coding region runs from base 1 to 708 and encodes 235 amino acids. The transcript has a single exon. The record is from RefSeq and is a predicted model, not a curated record. Lineage: Eukaryota; Fungi; Ascomycota; Saccharomycetes; Saccharomycetales; Saccharomycetaceae.
AUGUAUAAAACGAAUCUGAUCAUGUUAGGUAAGCGUGGCUUACAUUAUAGCACGGCUCAAUUCAAAACGAAAAUUAAGCCAAAGAGGUGGAUCCCUUAUUCGAUAUUUGGUGUCAGCUUCUUUACUGGCUGGAUAUUUACACAACAAAUGACUUUUACCGAUUUAAUGGCAUACUGGCGUUAUGAUAAGUUACCGCAGGAUGCAGAAGAAGUGAGGAACUAUCAAGGUAAUCUGCUUCAACGAGCAGAACGCCUCCCUGUGGUUAGACAGUUAAAAUCUUCUGGAUAUAUCGAAGUGUUUCCAAAGAGAAGAACUGAUGAUAAAUUGAUCGAUCAGACAUUGAGUACACCAGGUGGCAUUGCAAUUUCUCCCAAGAUAUACUACAACCCAGCAAGUAAAGAAACCGUGGGUAUUUAUCAUUUGGGGAUGAAACUGACGGGAUAUCCCUUUAUAGUUCAUGGUGGCAUCUUGGCUACAGUUAUGGAAGAUUUAAUGAGGGAAAGUGUAAAGAUUAUUAAAAACAAAGAAGGUGAGAAAACCAAAGACUUGAAAGUCUCAUACAAAUUACCCACGCUUGCCAAUCAGUUUGUAGUAAUUAGGACUACAAAAAUUGAGAACAUUGGGAAAAACAUCAAAUUAAGUGUGGAUGUUAUGGAUGAAACCGGGAAUAGGAACUUGGUAAAGGGUCAAGGAAUAUUCAGUGCAUAA